This is a messenger RNA of Trichomonas vaginalis G3, 1968 nucleotides long. RefSeq lists its product as uncharacterized. The transcript has a single exon. Lineage: Eukaryota; Parabasalia; Trichomonadida; Trichomonadidae. The coding region runs from base 1 to 1968 and encodes 655 amino acids. The record is from RefSeq and is a predicted model, not a curated record.
AUGUUUGAUUUGCUCAAUCAAAGAAACAUAUAUGAUAAGUUAAAUCAACUCCUAGCAUCGGGUAAUUGCACACUCCCCGAGUUCGUGCAUGCUCCACAAGUUACUAAAGCGAUUUUAACGCAUCAAGGAGGAAUUAUUAGUUACGUCGAGCAAAACUUUAAUGAGUUAGUAGUUGCAGCUCUAAAUACAGAUCAGAAGCUCACUCCUGAAGAGCAGCAUCUUUAUGAUCUCGUUCUCCGAGCUUACGCUGAACGUACUGCUGCUCAAACAAUGAAAAACAAGGAGUUUAUAAAUCACAUUUUAUCUCUUGCUUCUGAUGUCAAUACUCCACGUACGACACUUCUUUGCAUAGCAGAAAUCUUUGCUUCGAUCUUUAAGAACCAGAGCGAUCAAACCAUCUACUCUCUUACAGAAUACGAGAACUUCUUCGAAAGCCUCUUACCAAACAUCGAUUAUACACCAAUAUUUGAUAUCCUCCGAUCGUUAUCUGCCAUUUCUUCCCGUGCAAUGACGUAUUACCUCGAUAAAAUUAAUAUGCCUCAAACUCUCUUCGAUAAAUUAGUUGAAACACAAAAUUACCGUAUCGGAAUUAUACUUGCAAAUGUCUGCAGCGCUGCAAAUCACAAAAGUCAUUCAAUUAUCAACUUUUGCAACGAAAAAACGCUCGAUAAAAUAUUGACCAUGGCAGUAGAGUCCGAGGACGUUACAUUUUCGUGCUCUUGCCUUAAAGUUUUGUUCUCAUUACUUUUACAGAUCGAAUUUGUCGAUGCUUCUUUCGAUGACGACGACGAGCCACAGCAAAAUCCUCUUGUCGCAUUGGAGAAGUUUUUCAUCGAUAAUUUCGAGAGAUUCAUCAAAUUCGUUAUGGAUGAUCGAGAGUUUACAGCAAACAAAGGACUUGCAUCCCAAAUUAUAGUACGACUUAUACCUUUCAUGGAACAGCCUCCAGAAAUCUGUGACGAGUUGAUUAUUAAAUUAUUUAAUAUGACAAUUGCAAAUCCAACCAAAUCAAUGAUACAUAACGCCUUGCUUUCCAUUUUUGAAGCCCUUAAGCUUUCGGAUUACAAAUUUGAUAACUUCGAAAAAACUUGCGAUGCAAAGAUUACGAUUGCUAAGCUCUUUAGACAAAGGCACUUCUCCCUUGCAAACUAUUGGGCCCAGCUCCAUCGAAUUGCCGAUGCAUUGAAUUCAAAUGAUGAAUCCGAUAAGACAUUGGAGUCAACGGAGACUGAUGUAUCCGGCGAGGGAUCAAAUUACUCUGACUCAGAUAAUGAUAACUCAAGUAUAAACGAUCCAUAUCCUACGCGCGUAACAGGAAUUCCUCAAGAACAAGAAAACGUUUACAGCGAAUCAAGCUCAGAUAGCGACGAUGAGGACAAAAAGAAUGAUAAAGUCGAGGAAGUUAAGGAAAUCCAUUUAUCCGGUUCCGAUGAUGAAAAGAAAUCUGACGAAGAGAAACCAGAAACUAACGAAAAAGAAGACAAAGAUGAGGAAGAAGAAGACGAAGGCUCAGAUUCUUCAAGCGAUUCAACAGAAGCGAUUUCAUUUAUUAAACCACCGCCAAUUCCUGUUAUUCCUCUUACAAUUGACGUAACUCCAGCUCCAAAGAAAGAUAGUUCUGAUGAAGAAGAGGAAGAAGAACGUCCUAGACAAAGAAGUCCGAGAUCUCCAGUCGGAAAGACCAUUAACCUUCCACCUCCACCUAACAAGCCAUUUGUAUUCGGUCCGCCACCACCAGUUCCUGUAAUUCCAACAGGACCAAUUUAUGAAUCUAAGAAACUCCCUCCAAGACCAACAUCUCCACCACCACCAACAGAAGAAGAACUUGCUGACCCUUGGGGAACGUUUAUUAGGGGACAGUUCAAACAAAUGAGCGAUAUCAUGAUUGAAGAUUACGGAGGAAAGGUUCCAGGAGGAGAUUCCGACUUAUUCUUCGAUCUUGGUACAUCAGAUGACGAUGACUUCUAA